This is a messenger RNA of Aaosphaeria arxii CBS 175.79, 2671 nucleotides long. RefSeq lists its product as uncharacterized. Gene Ontology annotation, molecular function: mRNA binding; protein binding. NCBI's taxonomy places the organism in Eukaryota, Fungi, Ascomycota, Dothideomycetes, Pleosporales. The transcript has 3 exons. Bases 403 to 2283 code for a protein of 626 amino acids. The record is from RefSeq and is a predicted model, not a curated record.
UCCAUACAUCGGCCUACUCGUGCUUCAGCCUAACCUCAUCUCUCUUAUUCAUCUCGCAACCUACACCUCUACUCUACUCUGCUCUUCUUCUCCUUCUUUCUUUCUUCACACUCACCACAGCUCCCUCUUAUAUACUCCCUCUCAUACAAACCUUGGUCGACUUUCCGCGUGCUUUUGCUUCUUUGACAUACACCCCGCCCCGACCCACGGUUGUGAAACCCCCGUCUAUAGGCUCCUCGCCCCUUUGGAAGCUCCGGACCCCCGCCAGCCUACGAAUGAUCUAACUUCCCACCCGACUUCACUCUGAUCCCAAACCAAGGCUUGCUCCCGUGUUGAGUUACUUCAUUCUACAAAUCGCCAAGUCAAUAAGAGUGACCGGUACUGCGUACACAUACCUAAAGCAUGGCUGAUUCCAUGGAAAUUAGUCUCCUCUCCUUAGACGGAAGAGACGACUUCAGAAAGCGCACGUUCAUCAUUACUCCUUCCACGACGGUGCCCAUCGGUCGAAGCUCCAAGAACACCAUCAAGAAUCUCAUGCCCGCUGCCGACAACGCCUACAUCGACAGCCCCGUCAUCUCUCGCGACCACGCAAGGCUAUCUGUUUCCGCGCCUUUCUACCCCUUCGACACGCCUGGCGUCUACAUUGCUGAUAACGGAUCCAUGCAUGGGACAUAUCUGAAUGGCAGCAGGCUGCCACGGCAUGAGCUACAAAGACUCCAUGAUGGGGAUGUCCUCCGUUUUGGAGAUAACGUCGUCCGCGAUACGGAGUCCUUCAUUGCCAAAACAUAUCGCUACAACGCUCGCAGAGCCCCCCAGAUCAAGGCCGAGGGCCCAGAUGGCUCUUUUCCCAGAGGAAUCAGUGUUCCGGAUGGCGCCACGUCGGACGACGAAGAAUUACACCCCGAAGAAGUAACUCCUCCUUCGCGACCCAAUCUUUAUGGCAGCAAAGGCAAUCCUGUCAAUGUCGAUGACUUUGAGGAUGGGCCACGUUCUCUUCCUUCAUACCAUGAGCUUGAAAUCUUGGCUGAAAAGGAUGACUCUUUGCUCAUUGAAGUAUCUGCAACGAAUUUACAUAAUAGGGGCCAGAAGGCAACUCCGUCGGCGGCAUCUCCGAAUGCAUUCAACGAAGACGUGACUUCUCUUCCUAGCCCGGCUCACUACACUCUAGCAGACGGUGAUUCAUCAGAGGAUGAAGAUGAUAUUGAUUAUCCGGAUGAGGAGAGCGACCAGCCAAUGAGCACCAGUGACGAUGAGACUGAUUCUGCCAGCGAGGGCGAUCUAGAUGAUGCAGGAGAUAAUGUAAUCUCUGACGUCGAUUCGGAAUGCGAUUCCCUCAACUCCCCAAUCGCUCGAGCCGAUCAAGACACCCAGACUACUAAUCCCAGCCUAAACGCUGUGCUCAACCAAGAGCACGAAGAAGUGACUGUUGCUCCAAUAGCUACGCCUACGAACGCUCCUCCCGCGCAGGCGCAGCCGACAGAAAAGCUCGACGACACAGCCAGUUACGAACAAUAUCGAAGCAUGCCCAACCCAAUAUCCUUCUACCAACCCACUGGCCCUCAGCUACACAGUGAGUCUUUCUCCAACGGCUACUGGAGUGACAAUAUCGGAGGAUCUCUUUCUCGCCCAUUAGCACCUAAGUAUGUCGGAUGGGACGAUUGUCUUGAUAUUGGCGCCGUUGCCGCACGGAAUGACGCAACGCCCGAUCAUUGGUACCGUGGUCCCGACUUUACCCGUGAUAACAUGGCAGGAUACAAUAGAACUCCAACCUUCGACACGAUCCCACAUCCAGAUGGCCAGGUUUCGGGCGACCCUACGGACAACAUGCGCAGAACAUACACAGAUGGCACAGUUGCGGUCGAUACAGCCAAUGCUGUGAUUGGUGUGCCUACUCCAGCCACCCCGGACAUGAACAGUACAAUCAUGGCCUCCCCUCCUACAGCAUUCAGGACUGGAGUUUCCAUCGCUGAGAUCGUCGACAAUUGCCCUCAACAACCACUCACACCUCCGUCGGAACCAAGCCCUGCAAACUUGAAGCGGAAGGCAGAUGUGCUCGAUGAUGUGGAAUAUGACGAAUUGCCUCAUUCUGCAGAGGCAGGAGCAGCAGAAGAUGCAGUUGUUCCUCAAGCUCAUCCGGAAGUGCAGCCCCGACCGCCGAAGAAGAAAUCAAGAGUCAUUGGUCCUAUGGCCUCUGGAGUGGCCGGUUUUGUUCUGGGUGGAGUAGCUGUCGUUUCAGCUCUUUUGUGGACACCUGAGCAGGUGUUUGAGCAGUUCCUUUCCUAAUUAAGCUUGUCAACUAUCGGGAUCUGGUGGGUAUGAAUGCCACCAAUGUCACGUGGUGGAUGGCUUCGACGAUGGGCGUCAUCAGUCUCUCUCACUCGUUCCACUUUCGUUUGAGAAUCCUUGAUUUCUAAGAUUACGGGCAAUAUUUUAUGGCGACGGGAAUGGGCAAGGCGUUAAAAGGUGUCUUCUCCUUGCACAAAUCGCUGGUCUUCCAGGGGCUUCACGAAUAUAUUACCCCAUCUUAUACUACCGAGCCGGUCCUGCGAGGAACUGAGUUUCCAUUUUCUCUUAUGGCGUCGAAUUUGCGAUAGUCUGGGCCCCUCAUGCAUCUUAUGUCAAAUACCUCAUGAUAAUCAAUGAAUUUUACUCUUACUAUAGACCACUGCUU